Messenger RNA from Xyrichtys novacula (pearly razorfish), 5356 nucleotides. The record is from the annotation of a GenBank genome assembly. NCBI's taxonomy places the organism in Eukaryota, Metazoa, Chordata, Actinopteri, Labriformes, Labridae.
GGAACGGUGUUUUGUUCCUAUUAGAGCAGCGCUGAUUCUGAACCUACGGCUUGUGAAGUUCGUCGCAAGCAUGUCGUUUGAGUUGUACCUCUUCGCAGGAGCAGUUUUCCUAUAUGUUAUCAUUUAUUACAGUGUGUUUAAAGGAGCGAGGUGCUCCAGCUCAGUGAAGCUGCAGGGGAAGACGGCCAUUGUUACAGGUAAGAGUGUCACUUCUUUCCUGCUGCUAAACCGAUGUGUGUGCUCUUUAUCACUCUGACUGUGAUGUGGUUUCUUUUUUAAAAUUGUGGUUACCUCUUUACGGUUUACCUCUUUACUCUAAAAGUACUACCACGUAUUAAAAACACUGCUGCAUGUGUCAGAUAGGGAUUUUAAAAAAGCAUUAAUUGUUUUAAAUAUGUGUACAUUGAAGAGCAACAGCAGUAUGAGCUCAGACAGGACAGGUGUAGGGAAUUACCUUAAUUAUCUCCUGUCAGUGAUGGGGCAGCCACUGAACUGUUUUGUAAGUUCAUGUGUUGGAAAGAGGAAACAUGGGGAAGAUUUGGUGCAUUACUAUCUUUAUUAAGGACCAAACUAUGAUGACCGAUUGGGUCAGGGACAUCUAGACACUUGUUGUUCUUGUAGGUGUUCAGGGUUUGUAGUAGUCAGUACAUUAAUCGUUAAGCUUCAUUGAUGCAUGGGGAGUAAGUGUGGUCUGAUCCACCAGGCUGCUGGUCCUGACCGCAGACUAGUCAUGCAUACACCUGUCCUAUAAAAGUGCUGUCAGUGAGCAUGUGAACAUUGGCUUCAUGCCUCACAAUUAAUCUGCUCACCUAUUAAGGCUGAAGUAAAAUCAUUCACUCUAAAUAUCAUUUCACUUUGAUGCUUAAGUAUAUUUAUUUAAGUCACUUUAAGCUCAAACUGAUAUCUUGAAAUUGAAUCUUUGUCUGUACUGUCCCAGACCUUAAAGACUCAUCAUUUAAUAGCAAAAAGUCUAUCAAUCAUCACACCUGCAGACAAACCCCGCAAAUAUUUCUGAUAUUUUUGCUUUGAAAUAUGUAAAUGUAAAUGUUCUUUAUUAGACAGCAUUUCACAACAACCCUUGCUGUGAACCAAAGUGCUUGACAAUACGUAGUAAAAAUGAAUAAGAACAAUAAAAAGCAAUAAAAACAAUAAGAGCAGUAAAAAAAAAAAAAGAACAAGAUACAAUGCAAUACAAUAAAAUGUCACCACGCUACUAGGUAUUAAAAGCCAGCAUAAAUAAAUAUGUUUUCAAUCGAGAUUUAAAAAGGCCCAGGUUGGAAAUAAGUCUCAUUUCAGUGGGGAGCUUAUUCCAGAACCUGGUACCAACAACUGAAAAGGCUCGGACACCCCAGUGUUUGUGUUUUGAUCCGGGCACUUCCAGCAGAAGUUGGUUUGACGACCUCAGAGCUCUACUUGGCUCCCGAACAGUUAAAAGCUCAGUUAAAUAGAUGGGGGCAAGGCUGUUAAGAGCUUUAAAAACAAACAUUUAAAGUUUAAAAUCAAUCUUAUAAGAUACGAGAAGAGAAGGGAGCUGAGGACAGGAGUGAUGUGCUGACAUCUGUUAGUGUUAGUUAGAAGAAGGGCCAGCAGCAUUUUGCACAAGUUGAACAGGACAGGAAUGAUUCUCAAAUUUGUUUAUCAUUCUUCUAUGAUUAGCUGAUCAGUUGACCAGCUGAUCCUUAAAGCUCUGUCAGCCAUUUUUAACAUUUGAAAUAAGUUUUUUUAUGUGAAAAGAGGAUGUCAAACAUUGUCUUUCUCUGUACAUGGCUUCACUUCAGUUAUCAUUUACCAACAAAUUUAGUCUGCUUGUUGUCCUAAAGAAGUAUAUAUCUAAUUUUUUGGACUUUACUAUCCAUUCGCUUUUAAUGCCAGGUUUUGAUAAAAGAACAAUGUCGAUAAUAAUGUUCAUACCUGAUAAGCUUUUUGACAGUUUGGUGUCUAAAUUCUUCUUCUGCACAGGGAGCAACACAGGCAUUGGAAAGACGACGGCUCUGGAUCUGGCGAAGAGAGGAGCCAGAGUGAUCCUGGCGUGCCGUAACAAGGAGAAGGCAGAGAGCGCUGUUUAUGACAUCCGCAGAGUGAGUUCAUUGAGAGAUACCGAAACUGCUGGUCUUUGUGGGUCUUCACUAGAAACUUUAACAACUCCUUUAAAUAGUUAUCGCUUCACAUAAAUCAGUUGAUCCUAAAAUUCAGACUAGUUUUCAUGAAGUAUACAUUUACAACCACUCCAGACUGAAUGCAUGCUACUUGUGGGCAGACUUACCCAUAAGUACCGGGGGAUGCUUGUGGGUACGUCUGGGGCUGAUCUUAUCGGUAUUUGUUUGUGUUUACGUUAAAUUAGGAUGCUUAAUUUCCUCAUAGUCACCAGAGGUAAAGGCAGGUAGACACAUGCAGAUAUUCCCUGAAGAAAGUUCAUUACAGAUUUGAAGAAAAAGUAAGGAGGUGAUUUCAUUUACCAAAUAACUAACCUCGACACAACUUCAGAAUUAAAGCAUAGUGUGAAAACAAGUGUUAGCGCUAAUUCAACCAUACUAUAUUCUUCAUGACUGUGACAAAUAUAGCUGAUAAAAGCUGAAGCAGCCCCUCAACUUCUCAAUGUUCCAUCUGAUUUAGCUGAGGUCCUCAUGCAGCCUCCUAAAAAAAAGAACAGAACUUUGCAGGACUCUUAUUUUUUUUUACUGAAUUAGAUGAUACUUUAAGAUGCAAAAAGUCAAAGAACCCUUUCUUUCAGUAUCAUUCACUUUUAAGUGUAUAUUUGCCGAUUACAGUCCCAAUGACCCAGCAUUGUUCUCUGCAGGAGAGUGGGAACAAUCAGGUGGUGUUCAUGCAGUUAGAUCUGGCGAGUUUCGCAUCAAUUCGAAGCUUUGCUGAAACCUUUUUGAAGACUGAACCCAGACUGGACCUGCUUAUCAACAAUGCAGGUGAGGUUGAAAAUGUUGUGAAAUAUUACUUUUACAGUUAAUCUGUUAAGUUUCUCCCACAUAAAAAAAGUGGUUCAGUCUGACCUCUUUUCUCUUCAUGUCUCAGGUGUGAUUGGUCCAGGGCGGACUGAGGAUGGUUUUGGCAUGGCAUUCGGCAUAAACCACCUGGGUCACUUCCUGCUCACCAAUCUCCUCCUGGAGCGACUGCAGCAGUGUGGCCCCAGCCGGGUGGUCACUGUUUCUGCUCUUCUGCAUCGCCUCGGAAACAUCGACUUCCCUCUGCUGGCCUCUAAGAAAGAGUUAGUGUCCGGUCAGUCCACCUGGCACAACUUUCAGGCCUACAGCAGCAGCAAGCUGUGUAAUGUGCUCUUCACCAGGGAGCUGGCCAACAGGCUGGAGGGCACCAGUGUCACCUGCUACAGCCUGCACCCAGGUACGUUCACACUGUUCAGCUGAUGCAGCAAGUUUAUGUAAUAGAUUCUCUACAGCUACUUUUGAGGUCAAGACCAGGUUGGCAGUAAAUUCACUUCUACCUGCCUCUUUGGUUUUUAUCCCAGGCCUGUUUUCAAGUGUUUUUUAUUCACUCUCAUAACUUACAAAGCUCAAAAAAACCAACUAAAAUGCAUUUGUAGACAUUGCUUUAAACUUUUUAAGAAAUCUUUAAAAACUUGCAAAAGAACAAAACAUUUUUUUUUGUUUUUCAAAGUCAGAGGAGUCAGAGAAUUCCUAUAAAAUAGCACAAAAUCAAGUCCAGAAAGUGCCUGAGACCCUCAGACUGGGCUAAAACAGGCCAAUACUAAAGAACAACCACUUCUCAGGGCAUAUAUGAUUCAAAAACUGUGAGAAUAAUAUUAACAUAUUACAGUCUGCUGACAGUGUCAUUAUUGUCCUUUGCUUUAUUCAAAAUAUUUCACAAGCUUAACAUGCAGCUCUGGGUUGCACAAAAUAGCAGAAAGCGCUGUCAAUGCAUCAACAUGCUUUUAUAACAUGGAGAGAUCUGAACAACUAGCACCUUACAAUGUGACAGAGAGAAAGAGAGAGAGAGAGAGAGUGAGUGAGCAGGCUUCACCUGUGUAUGCAAAAAGUUCACCAUUAAAAUGUUCUGUGAACUCUAAUAAAUGUGUUUUGAACUUUGUGUUCUUUUUAUUUAUUAAUUUUUAUACGUUGUUGGAGUCCCACAUAUUACACAAGCUAUGACGGCUCUUCUAAAAACUGGUCACCUCGGCUCUGACCUUCAAAGAUUGCUUAUUGAUGCAAGGCCUUGUCAGGGUAUGAGACUCUUUCUCAAUGACAAACUGUUUGCAGGCUAAAAAUCUAUGGUUUAGAAACUCCAGAGUAAUUCAUACAUCUUGGUCAUACAUCUUUGCUGCUGCUUUUCUUUGUAGUGUCCAAAAGUUUCUGCCAGUCCUGUGCAGCUGAAAUAGGAAAGCUGUAGUCCCGGUUGUAGUUUACAGUUAACACGGAGCCUUUCAUGUGUGUUUGGAUCAUUUCCUCCUCAGGAGUCAUCUACACAGAGCUGUGUCGCAGCAUCAGCCUGUGGCAGCAGCUCCUCAUGUUUCCUUUUGCAAAGCUCUUCUUCCUGGACCCAGAGGCGGGGUCCCAGACCACCCUGCACUGCGCCCUGCAGGAAGGGAUCGAACCUCUCAGCGGACGCUACUUCUCUAACUGUGCACUGCAACAAGUGGGGGCUCGGGGACGAGAUGAUGCUCUGGCUAAGAAGCUGUGGGAAGUGAGCGAAAGAUUUACCGGCUUAACAUGAGACAGUGAAUCCAGAAACUCAGAGGACUGUGUGAACACUGUGUGCCUUAUCAGAGACCCUAUGGCCCUCCAGUGUGAAUGUCUCAUUUCCUUCAGACAGGUUUCUUGUGCUCUCUUAUAUAUGUGAAGAAGUGGCCUUCGACAAAUGACAGGGCAUACAACAGCGCACUUUAAUACUUCUAUUCUGUAACCCUUUAACAUAUGAGUAGCAGAUGUGACAAAGACAGAGAUAUGACGAUUGCACUCAAUGGUUAAAUCACAUUUUAAAGAGGAUGUGGAUUUAAAAAUCUUCAUCAUCCUGCAAACUCCAGACUCUCAGAUUUGUACCGGUCUGAAAAGAAUAGAUUUGAUAGCUAAUCCUAUGAACAUAUGAAAAGAAAAAGGGUUUGUGGUGGACUUGUUUUAAAUUAUUCAAUUAUUAUAAAACACUAGGAAACAAAUAUGUGAUAAAAUGCAGGUAUUCUUGUAUUUACAUAAAAGGGUGAUGAUAUCCCAGCUAUUAAGGUUCCUUAAUGAUAAACAGUGCUUGUAUAGUUUUUUGGUUUGUGAUCUUAUCCUCAGAUUUAUUACACAAAGCAGAAUGUCUCGAUUGGAUCUUCUGUUUUGUCUUGAUUUUCUUUCUUGAUAAAUAAUAUUUACUCCUGACAAAGAGUAAUAAACCUUACAAAUAUAAUGGA